AUGGCCACAACCACAGUCACCGGUCAUGGGCGUCGGGCAUCCAUGCGACAAGCGGAACUACAAGCGCAAGCGAAACCCUCUUCUCAACCGACGAGUAGUCCAAUCGAUGAAUUCCCUCCCUACGAAGAAACUCUCGACUCCGCCGUGGGGACCGGCCGCCCGAAUCCAAGUCCCUCCGUGAAAUACGCAUCCAAUGAUCUGUGGGAACCACGGAAAUCGACCUUCUAUUCGAGAGACCAUUCCGUCAGUUCCAUAAGAAACCCCAAACAUCGGCCUCGAAAAAGUAUCAGCGAGGCUAUCACCACGAUCCGGGCUCGCAACGGCAGUAUGAGUGCCAACGCACAUGAGUUAGCGGAGGCUCUUCGCGCCCCGGUAUCAUAUCGAUUGAUUGGCCUCUGUAUGAUUUGGUACCUAACGUCCGCGCUCACCAACACGUCCUCGAAAUCCAUCUUGAAUGCCCUCCCAAUGCCCAUCACGUUGACCAUCAUCCAAUUUGCAUUUGUAUCAUUUUGGUGUCUGCUACUCGUAUACCUGUCCACAGUGAUACCCAGACUGCGACAGAGCGUGCCGAUUCUCAGGCACGGCAUCCGCUAUCCCUCCCGCGAGGUGAUCUCCACUGCGUUGCCCCUGGCCGUCUUCCAGCUAGCCGGACAUAUUCUCAGCUCUAUGGCAACCUCUCAAAUCCCCGUUUCAUUGGUUCAUACGAUCAAGGGACUCUCACCUUUGUUCACUGUUCUGGCGUACCGAUUCCUGUUUCGCAUUCGAUAUGCACGAGCUACCUAUUUGUCGCUAAUUCCCCUCACCUUUGGGGUUAUGCUUGCAUGCUCCACGGGACUGUCAACGAAUUUCUUUGGGAUUUCUUGUGCAUUCCUGGCUGCGUUGGUCUUUGUGUCACAGAACAUUUUUUCGAAGAAACUCUUCAAUGAGGCAGACCGAGCCGAGUCCGAUGCAAACCCGGCAAGGCGAAAGCUGGACAAGCUGAAUCUGCUUUGCUAUUGCUCCGGCCUGGCAUUUUUCCUAACUUUACCCAUUUGGUUCGUCAGUGAGGGCUACCCCUUAGUGUCCGAUUUCAUCAAUGACGGAGUGAUUUCUCUGUCCGGCAAACAAGGGUCGCUGGACCAUGGGGCUCUGGUGCUUGAAUUUGUCUUCAACGGCGUCUCACAUUUCGCUCAAAAUAUCCUGGCCUUUGUGCUGUUGUCUAUGGUGUCACCCGUCUCUUAUUCAGUUGCCUCCUUGGUCAAGCGGGUGUUCGUCAUCGUGGUCGCGAUUGUGUGGUUUGGAAGCACCACCACCUCCAUUCAGGCUGUUGGAAUUGGCCUCACUUUUGUGGGCCUUUACCUGUAUGAUCGCAAUAGCCACGACGAUGUGGCUGACCAGCGCGCGAAUGCAGACCACUUUCGCGCGCGGGAGUCGAUUCUCCCCACAAAUGUCCAACACUCCAGCAAGCCGUGGGACUCGAAUGGCUAUUCUUUCCCCGGCCCACGAUCGUUUGAAUCCUUCACUUCUAAUAAUGGCCAUCCCACCAACAGCUCCAAGAAGGAAGACGAUGGCCACGGACGCGCCCGACCUCGCGGAGCUAGUGUUUCCCGGACUUGGCUCCCGGGAACCAAACAAGAAUCAACAUGGCAGAGAAAUGAUUCUCCCGUUGCUACAUAG
Penicillium pulvis is the source of this 1656-nucleotide messenger RNA. RefSeq names its product putative ER to Golgi transport protein (Sly41). The transcript is spliced from 2 exons. Bases 1 to 1656 code for a protein of 551 amino acids. The record is from RefSeq and is a predicted model, not a curated record. NCBI's taxonomy places the organism in Eukaryota, Fungi, Ascomycota, Eurotiomycetes, Eurotiales, Aspergillaceae. Gene Ontology annotation, cellular component: Golgi apparatus; endoplasmic reticulum. Gene Ontology annotation, molecular function: phosphoenolpyruvate transmembrane transporter activity; antiporter activity. Gene Ontology annotation, biological process: phosphoenolpyruvate transmembrane import into Golgi lumen.